AUGAAGAAAAAGGCAUCAACACUUCAAAAAAGCAAAGAAGAUGAAAAGCCACAAAGCAAGACAACCACUCAAGAUAGCCACCCCAAUAACAAGGAUGAUGUAAAGCCACAACAGGGGAUCAAGAAUGAAGGAGUGAAAGCCUAUGUACCCAAGCUUCCAUACCCAACCAGCAUACACAAAGGAACGAAGGAUCAACAAUUUCCAAGGUUCUUGGAAAUCUUUAAGAAACAUGAAAUCAACAUUCCAUUGGCAGAAGCUUUAGAACAAAUGCCAUUAUAUGCGAAAUUUCUUAAAGAAUUAAUCACCAAAAUAAGAAGUUGGCAAGAAAAAGAAACAGUGAUUCUCACUCAAGAUUGUAGUGCCAUUAUUCAGAGGGGACUGCCACCAAAACUCAAGGACCCAGGCAGCUUCCUCAUACCAUGCACAAUUGGGAAUAUAGCCAUUGACAAAUCACUCUGUGACCUGGGAGCAAGCAUUAACUUAAUGCCUCUCACCAUGCUGAAGAAAAUGAUGAUAGAAGAGUUGAAACCCAUAAGGAUGUCACUCCAACUUGCUGACAGAUCUAUCAAAAUACCAAAUGGUGUAGUUGAGAACCUCUUCGUGAAAGUGGGAAAUUUUAUAUUCCUAGUCGAUUUUGUGGUCCUAGAUAUGGAUGAAGAGGGGAGCAACUCAGUUAUCCUUGGUAGACCCUUUUUGGCCACAGCCAGAACAAUCAUUGAUGUGGAAAAAAGAGAGAUGAUUUUCAGAGUACAUGAUGAGAAAAUGACCAUAAAUGUCUUCAAAUCAAUGCAGUAUCCCACUGAGAAAGAAAGUUGCAUGAGGGUUGAUGUGGUGGAUUCUUUGGUUGAAGAAGUAUUUGAAACAAACCGUCAAGUGAAAUAG
Molecule: messenger RNA, 882 nt
Organism: Arachis ipaensis
Lineage: Eukaryota; Viridiplantae; Streptophyta; Magnoliopsida; Fabales; Fabaceae
Source: RefSeq, a predicted model, not a curated record